UCUAACCGGAACUCGUAUAUGUGAAGCAUCUCUAACUUGACGCUGUUCACCGCUUUUCUGUCCUCCUCCUCCUCCAGCAGCAGCAGCAUCAUCCGUGGCUCCCCGCAGAGGACAGCGGGUGUUUGUAGGACACAGGAGGGGAGGGAGGGGUCCUGGCCUGGGCACGGAUCCCGAAGAGGCCCCGGGGCCGCCGCUGGAUGGAGUCGGGCUGCAUUCAGACAGCAAUGGCUAUGGGUCUGACAUCGAAAAAGGCGUCUGCUCGGAGCGUCGGCGUGGAGCGAAAAAACCUCAUCACGGUUUGCAGAUUCUCUGUAAAGACUCUCCUAGAAAAGUACACAGCAGAGCCCAUAGAUGACUCAUCCGAGGAGUUUAUUAACUUUGCCGCCAUUUUAGAGCACAUUCUCAGCCACCGCUUCAAAGGUAACACUCCAGGUUCAGGAAGCUGGUUCAGCUCAGAUGGACAGCGCAGUUUCUGGGAAUACAUCCGGCUGGCUUGCAGCAAGGUGCAGAACAACUGCAUCGCCAGCAUUGAAAACAUAGAGAACAUCAGCACAUCACGAGCCAAGGGGCGUGCGUGGAUUCGAGUGGCACUGAUGGAGAAGCGUCUGUCUGAAUAUGUAUCCACUGCUCUGAGGGACACAAGAACAACCAGGAGGUUCUAUGAUGAUGGAGCCAUUAUGCUGAGAGAGGAGGCCACAGUCCUGACUGGUAUGCUGAUUGGACUGAGUGCCAUUGAUUUCAGUUUCUGCUUAAAGGGGGAGACUCUGGAUGGGAAAUCCCCGGCUGUGAUUGACUACACACCAUACCUAAAGUUCACUCAGAGCUAUGACUACCUGAGUGACGAGGAGGACCGUCGCAGUGUGGACAGCAGUAACAGUGAGGAGAGUGUCCCAGAGCAUCCCUACAUCCCUCUGGUGACUGACGAGGAGAGCUGGAGCAACAAGUGUCGCAAGAUGGAGCAGAGGUUUAAGAUCGUCUAUGCCCAGAAGGGUUACCUGGAGGAGCUGGUGCGCCUGCGGGAGUCGCAGCUGAAGAACGUGGAGACGGAGAACAAGUGUCUGAGAGCCAAGGUGGAGGAGCUUACAGUCCAGAGCCAACAGGAGAAGAAGGAGCUGGAAGCCAUUGUGUUGGAACUGCAGGCACAACUCUCUGCCCUCAUGCCCUGUGACUCUUCCCAUCUGGCUAAAGAUCUCCCCAUCCCUCUAGUCAACCAGUGGUCCACCAUCACAAACAACCAGGGUGAUGUCAAGCUUUUCCGCAGGUGUUUUUGUCCAUCCAGAAGGAGUUUCCACAGUUUGGAGCAACUUUCUGCUGAAGUCAGUCUGAACUCUGACUCUCAGAAGACUGAUGGGAGACAGAACGGAGAUGCUGCCUGGACUUCAGCAGGAAAAGACAACACUCCUUCCAUGCUGGGCCUUUGUGGCUCUUUGGCCUCUUUACCAAGCUCCAAGUCCCUGGCCAGCCUCAAGUCCAGCGAGUGUUUGGUCAACAUCAGCACUGAACCCAGCCCUGCGCUCUCUCCCAGCUAGGAGCUCCAGAGCAACAACAACAACAACAACAACAGAGAUUUAACCCCCAGCCUGUCUGCCUGGUGAUGCUGCGUUGACCAUGCCCCCC
This is a messenger RNA of Larimichthys crocea (large yellow croaker), 1617 nucleotides long. RefSeq names its product RUN domain containing 3Aa (gene rundc3aa). Lineage: Eukaryota; Metazoa; Chordata; Actinopteri; Sciaenidae. Bases 198 to 1529 code for a protein of 443 amino acids. The record is from RefSeq and is a predicted model, not a curated record. The transcript is spliced from 11 exons.